AUGCAAGAGCGGGAUGAUCUCAACCGGGCUUUGGGGUCAUUAGCUCGUGAGAUCGGACAGAAUUUCUCCAGUUCCUUCGGCUCACUAGACCAGGUAGCCUGUGGAUCGGGGAAGCAGUCCUGGCGAGAAGCGUUCGUGACACUUUUAGAAGGCAUUCUUCGGGACUCUGAAGAUGCCUUUGUUCAUCUUCCCUAUGCGGAGAUUCGAAACCAAGUUCGUCGGCUGUCCCCUGCACUCGAGGAAAUCACGUCACCGCAACUAGUGAUUGUUGGACUAGGCCGACCGUCGCAGGUGGUGCUGAAUCCGGGGUCGAAGAAGCUCGCAGGGCUCCUAGGGCUUGAGAAUACUCUCUGGGGUGAUGUGCAUAUGGCGGAGAUCUUUGAGGCGCCGUCUCCCGCUGUGUUGGAGGGCUUUGGUACUCGACUGAAGGCAAAUAAGGCCCAGGUGGCCCGUCAAUUACUGUAUGCCUGCUAUCGUGCUGUGCACCAGGUUACGAUACACUACUACCGCGAUCAGGGAAUGGCCGCCGAGAUCGAUGCUAGGAGACGACUAACGUCGAUAUUAGCUGAAAUGGCCUCGGUAGACGGAAUUUGCACUUUAUGUUAA
Messenger RNA from Aspergillus tubingensis, 606 nucleotides. RefSeq names its product lethal giant larvae like, C-terminal-domain-containing protein. The record is from RefSeq and is a predicted model, not a curated record. The coding region runs from base 1 to 606 and encodes 201 amino acids. NCBI's taxonomy places the organism in Eukaryota, Fungi, Ascomycota, Eurotiomycetes, Eurotiales, Aspergillaceae. The transcript has 2 exons.